This is a messenger RNA of Camellia sinensis, 643 nucleotides long. Lineage: Eukaryota; Viridiplantae; Streptophyta; Magnoliopsida; Ericales; Theaceae. The record is from RefSeq and is a predicted model, not a curated record.
GAAUGUAGUGAAAUGGUGAUUCCCCUUGGCCGUGGCAGCAACGAUACUAUGUUUUUCGCAAAACCUUUCAUUCUUAGCAGCUUCAUUGAGGAUUGCAAAAGUAUGUACGGAGUCCCACCAAGGCCUCAUUGGGUCACUACCUACUAUGGAGGCCAUGAUAUAAACAUGGUUCUCAAGAGGUUUGCUAGCAACAUCAUCUUCUCCAAUGGUUUGAGAGAUCCUUACAGCAGUGGAGGGGUAUUGAAAGACAUAUCAGAUAGUGUUGUUGCUGUUCAUACGGUUAAUGGAUCCCAUUGCUUGGACAUUCUUUGGAAAAGCCGAAGUGAUCCAAAAUGGUUGACAAAUCAACGGAAAGAAGAGGUCAAGAUCAUCAAAGGGUGGAUCAAGAAGUAUUAUGACGAUCUUCUAUCAUCUUCCAAAAAUUAGAUCAAUAUUGAUUUUCUUCCAGAUCUAAAAAAAAAUAUAAAUAAAUAAAUAAAUAAAAACUUAAGAGAUCACUUCAAAUUUAUCAAUAAUAGAAGGAUAUAAUUCGAUUGAAGAUUGUACCCACAAUUAUGCCUCCAAAAUUGGACUCAAAAUCAUUGUAGUGUUUAAAAAUGCUCUCUUUCAUAUAUAUGUUCUUCUUGUCUAGUUUUAUUUUUUA